GUCCACUGAUGUGAAUGCUCAUGGCAAUUUGUUCCAGCCUGCUACGUACCCAAGCUGGAUCUUUGAACAAGUCCAUAUGGCCUCAAUACCUCCUACACAUCUAAUUAGUAGAUGUAGGAUGUUUGGGGGCUGGUGAACUCUGUUUAAGAGAGGACUAGCAAGACACAACUCCUAAAGCAUAUCAGAUCUAAGCCGGUGCCGGACAUGGUGAUCUCUCAGCUCACUCCCGGGGCCAAUCGCACAGGAGACUUUGGAAUUACUCAGAAGACAAUUGUGGCUUGGCUACAAUGCAGACAACACGGUCGUGCUACGGCCAACUGGUCCUUCUGAUGGAGACCCCAAUGUCGACUCUGGCUGAUAGUAUCGCCUCACUCCACUCCAAUUUAUGACACCUCACCUGUUUUGACAAUAUGAACGCUCAAAUCGUUCAAUUUCUGGACGCCUUGUGGCUCCGAAUUCGGUGGAACCCCCCAUUGUGUUUGCGUCUUUCCGUUCUGUGCAACUCAAGCCCGUCCGCCGACGAGAACAGAACGAACCAGGACAGUCGACGUGUGUGAGGCAGCCACACCAGAAUCUCGGCUGUAACCACCUGGGCAGGCAGGAUGAAGUUCCUCUCGGAUUCUCGGAUUCUAUAGGACUCGCUCUUGCAAGCUUUGGCAAACCCUUCUGUUGCCGCGGGGAGAUUUGGAGCCCCGUCGGAUGGAAGGUGCACAUCGGGGGGUGGGUUGGACACACAGGAGGAAGGGGCAACCCCUGGUUGUCCCUCGUCAACUCGCGCUUUAAGGCUGCGAGAUUCCUGACACCCUCCAUUUUCACUUGGGCUCAGAACUCGUCCAUCCUCUAUGCAAUCCACCGGCACUGCGUUUGACCUGUCCCCGAGCGCUGAAGACUAUUUGGCCCUCAGUCCGCCGAUUUGAGGACCUUCAGACACUUACAUCACCACAUUCAGAUCAACGCCUUUACCUCGCUGCCACAGAUCCCCAUUCAACCUGGAGCCCCUGAGCACUUCACCCGUUCAUCAGCCAUGACGAUGCUAUCGGCCAUCACUGUGGGUCUGCGUGCCCUUCAGUUGAUCCUGGCAGCGGCCUUACUCGGUGUCUCCAUCAGCCUUCUAGCCCACGAGGCCUGUCAAACUGAAUCAGACUCGUUCCGUUUUUGCACCCCCACCCCGUCGAGCAAUGCAAAGAGUACGGUCAACUACGGCAUCUUCUUGGGGGUAUAUGGUAUUGUGAUCUCAGCCAUUGGAGCUUUGUUUCUCUUCGUGGAAAGGAUCCCCACCGCCAUUCCUCUCGCCGGAGACGGCCUUGGGACCUUAUUUUACCUGGCUGGAGGCGCCGCUUGGGUGGCCGCUUUCGGAAAGAUACGCUGCAACAACAUGAAGUUAGACUUUUUUGAUACUCCCGCGGGACUGCGGGAGAUGAACAAGUCAACUAGAGACCAGCUCGUGGGCAACUGCAGGCGGUGCGAGGCCGAGCAUGGUCUUGUAUGGGCCCUGUUCGCGUUGACGGCCAGCCUCGCCAUUUGCGACUACUUCCGGCGACGCGACCAGGCGAAAAGCCUUGGGUAG
Diaporthe batatas is the source of this 1567-nucleotide messenger RNA. RefSeq lists its product as uncharacterized. Gene Ontology annotation, biological process: eisosome assembly; protein localization to plasma membrane. The record is from RefSeq and is a predicted model, not a curated record. Gene Ontology annotation, cellular component: plasma membrane; eisosome. The transcript is spliced from 2 exons. Lineage: Eukaryota; Fungi; Ascomycota; Sordariomycetes; Diaporthales; Diaporthaceae. The coding region runs from base 1025 to 1567 and encodes 180 amino acids.